CACUCUGCAGCUGGUCGCCGGGGACCCGGUCCCUCCCGCGCGCCCGAGUGAUGGAGGGGAAGAGAUUCGCUUAGACACACACACGCUCACACAGCUGGGCACGUCUCUGGGAGGCAGCUGCCGGCUGGGGAGCGCCAGGGGCUGGGCGGUGGCCGUGACAGCGCCAGCCGCUGGAAGCUGGGAGCCUGCACAGCUUGGCACCGGUGGCUCCAAGACCCAAGAAGGGAAGAAGCGAGCUACACUGACUGUUGCUCUUUGGGGCGGAUCGGAAAGGAGCAGGCUUCCCAAGGAGCUGUCACAGAGGACACCGGAGGCUCUGCCCUCAGCGCACUGAGUCCGGGGUUGCCCUGGUGCCCGCGCGGUGCGAGGAGGAUGCGCCCUUCCUCCCGCAGAGUGGCUGCGGGCCCCGGCAGUGCGCGGACUCGGGCUCCGGCGGCCGCCCGUACCGUGUCCGCGCCGCGGGAGCGCGCCCUGCCGCACCUGGCUCCUGUCUCCCAGGGAAGUGCUGGAAACGCUCCUUAAACUACACUACGCACUUCUCGCCCGCUUCCUCCUCCGGCAGUUCCCCACCCCGGACCUCGCAGCCGCAGCAGCGGUCGCCUCCUGAGUGUCGGCCCGCCCGCCUCUUACUAUAAGCGCGCACGCACAGCCCCGUUUGCUCGCUCGGCUUCACGCAGACUCUCUCUGCCGCGCCCAAACCCGGGCAUCCGAAACUACUGGACCAACUGCCGCUGGGACUGCAGGAGCCGCCCAGUGGCCUGGUGCGACCCGCCGCGGGCCCCCGGGCUCUGGGCUCCCGCCUGUGCCUCUGCCGCCGCGGACGAUGAUAUAAUCAAGUACCCAGAGGCUUCAGAGUCGUCUUCCCUGCUCAGUGGUGUUUCUGGUGUCCACCUAAGGAGUCUCCUUGUCCAGCCUUGGAGCACUUGGAAAUCAAACAGAAAAUCCACUUCACAUACUCUUCUUGAAAAUUUCCCUCAUAUAUGUUCAGACCUUUCUGAAUAAACAUAAGGAUUUGAAGGUACUAACAAAAGGGAACAAGCCCCAAAGACAGGCCAUAAGUGAGGAAAGGCCAUGGAACAGCCACCAACCAGAUAAUCGUCGCUGGAACAAUUGGGAAGUGUCUGAAUGUAGAGUCACCUGGUGGGUACAGCUUUGACAUAUGAAUUCGGAGGAGACAAAUUUCAAUCCAUAGCAUGGCUGAAGUAUGAUGAAGAGAAGGAAGUGGAGUGACUCUGGAAAAUAAGGAAGUGAAGUUUCCUGGAAAAUAAGGAAACUUAUUUUCAAGGAAUGGUUAUAAAGCUAAACCACAGACUCUAAGCUGCUGCAGAAGUCCUGAAGGUUGAUGGAGGGCCAUGCUAUUCAAACAGCAGGCGUGGCUGAGACAGAAGCUCCUGGUGCUGGGAAGCCUUGCUGUUGGGAGUCUCCUGUAUCUAGUUGCCAGAGUUGGGAGCUUGGAUAGGCUACAACCCAUUUGCCCCAUUGAAGGCCGAUUGGGAGCCCGUGGGCAGGCGGAAUUUCCUCUGCGUGCCCUGCAGUUUAAACGAGGCCUGUUGCAUGAGUUCCGGAAGGGCAACGCUUCCAAGGAGCAGGUUCGCCUUCAUGACCUGGUCCAGCAACUCCCCAAGGCCAUUAUCAUUGGGGUGAGGAAAGGAGGCACAAGGGCCCUGCUUGAGAUGCUGAACCUCCAUCCAGCAGUGGUCAAAGCCUCUCAAGAAAUCCACUUUUUUGACAAUGAUGAGAAUUAUGCCAAGGGCAUUGAGUGGUAUAGGAAGAAGAUGCCUUUUUCCUACCCUCAGCAAAUCACAAUUGAAAAGAGCCCAGCAUAUUUUAUCACAGAGGAGGUUCCAGAAAGGAUUUACAAAAUGAACUCAUCUAUCAAGUUGCUGAUAAUUGUCAGGGAGCCAACCACAAGAGCUAUUUCUGAUUACACUCAGGUGCUAGAGGGGAAGGAGAGGAAGAAUAAAACUUAUUACAAGUUUGAGAAGCUGGCAAUAGACCCUAAUACCUGUGAAGUGAACACAAAAUACAAGGCAGUAAGAACCAGCAUCUACACCAAACACUUGGAAAGGUGGUUGAAAUACUUUCCAAUUGAGCAAUUUCAUAUUGUCGAUGGAGAUCGCCUCAUCAUGGAACCUCUGCCAGAACUCCAGCUCGUGGAGAAGUUCCUAAAUCUUCCCCCAAGAAUAAGUCAAUACAAUUUGUAUUUCAAUGCUACCAGAGGGUUUUACUGCUUGCGAUUUAACAUUAUCUUUAAUAAGUGCCUGGCUGGCAGCAAGGGGCGCAUUCAUCCAGAGGUGGACCCCUCUGUCAUUACCAAAUUGCGCAAAUUCUUUCAUCCUUUCAAUCAAAAAUUUUACCAGAUCACUGGGAGGACACUGAACUGGCCCUAAAAUAAUGUCAUACAACACCAUGUGUUGUGCCUGAAGACACUCAAUGUCUCCUCUAGAUUAAGAUAUGCACUUUUCCAAGCCACAACUACCCAAGUCAUUUUUCCAUCUCUACUUGUACAUAGGCAGUAUGUGACCAAAUAUAGGAACAGCUCUUUUUCUACUGAAAAUUUACAAAAGUAAUUUGCCGUCUGCAUAGUUGCAUCUUUUAAACUUGUUACUAAAUGAAGAGGUGGUGAUAUUGGGGGAAAGUGACUUCAGCUGUUCUCAAAGAGUUAGUCUUCCCUUGAGUCAGAAGUUGUCACCCGCCAUUUUCAUUAAUUUAAGCCAAAAGAUUAAUGUAUAAAAUGUACCAAUGGCUGUGAAGCUGCAGGAAGUAGAGGAUUCAGUUAUGCAUUCUUUUCUAAGGGAAAGAUGGCUCUCUAAUUCAGAUGCUGAAUUGGUGCCAUGAAAACAGAAAAUGCUAUUUUCUUAUGAUUUAAAAGAAUGUCUUAUCUCAUAAAAUUGGCAUUGUUCCAAAGUCCCUGUGGUGAUUUUGCACUAUUGUUUUUCGUCUGGACCAUGGUGUCACUUGUAGCAGGUCAUACAUUGGAAAGUCGAGUCCUUUUACUUCCAUGUUUUAUGUCAACAAAGAAAAAUGUCAUGUACAUAAUGUAUUUAAUUGUAAAUACUGGUUUCACACUAAGUAAUUCUAUUUUGUAAACUAAAUAUGGCUAUUUAAUUUAUUGUGAAAAUUAAAUUUAUUGUGGUAUUUAAAAAUGGAAUGGAUUAAAAUUACCCUAUGUGCACCAUUUUUUUUAACUCAUUUUGUUUUACAUGCUCCUUGCUGGCUCCCAACCUCAAAGCUGUCUAUGUGCGUGUUGAGAGCACCUGGGAAUGUGCACUUCUCCACUGGAUUUCUGAACCCUCGAGAAAAUGUAUUUAUGAAGUGAGGUUGAAUAUAUUUUUAAAAAUCUCAACUAUCUGGAAAGCUAGUGUAACAGCCUCCUCAAAGAACACUAAUGCUGGUCUGCUGCAACUUUAUAAAAGUUAAUUUCCUUGCAGUUGCUGCUGUGCUAGGAGAAAAACAAGAAAUACUUUAACAUAAUCAAUGCAUAGAGAAUCACAAUUCUAUCUCAGCCUCUAAUAAGAGUCAGACCAGUACAGAAAUUGAGUGAAAUAAGAUUAGAAAACUUGUGUGGCCUCUGCACUGAAAGCUGCUGAUGCUUCAGAAAUGAAUACAAACUCUCAGAACUCCCUCUUUGAGAUGAAAAUAUUAUCAGUGUUCUCGGCAAUGAUCGAAUUGCAUCGUGUUGUUAUUACUAACACAAACAUUUGGCUCAUAUUUCCAUCCAGAGAAAUUAAUGCUAAAUUGGGUGCUUGCUAGCAUCAAAUACAUUAUAUUACGUUUAAAUAUGAUUCAGAAAACCAUGGAAAGAGGUGUCAGGAAAAAAAAAAAGAUGGAUUUUUCCCCAAUCACAAUUGCUUACCCAGCGGAAGACACUUGAGAGAGUUUAGUCCAGCAUCACAUUGAGAGUGCCUAGAGAAAUCAGCAAGUUAAAAUGGAUGCCUUUUUGAUUGUAAUACGUGUUGAUUUUCUCCGUGAGUUGUUUAUCCUGUCCAGUGAUUUGAUGGUGAACUUUUAAAAAUAAAUAGCC
Molecule: messenger RNA, 4024 nt
Organism: Phyllostomus hastatus (greater spear-nosed bat)
Lineage: Eukaryota; Metazoa; Chordata; Mammalia; Chiroptera; Phyllostomidae
Gene: HS3ST5
Product: heparan sulfate-glucosamine 3-sulfotransferase 5
Exons: 6
Coding region: 1353-2390 (345 amino acids)
Molecular function (GO): [heparan sulfate]-glucosamine 3-sulfotransferase activity
Source: RefSeq, a predicted model, not a curated record